AUGGCAACUACCGAAGCACAGGAACUCAGAAGGAUGAUGAAGCGCUUUCGAGUUCUGAUCAUGGGGAGAGCAAACGCAGGCAAAACGACCAUCCUUCAGAAGGUUUGCAACACCACAGAUCAACCAGAAAUUUACGAUACCAAAGGAAAGAAGAUUGAUACUACCAUCGUGGAAUCCUCAAUCAAGCAAUCCCGGUUUCGUAUUCACGACUCGUGCGGCUUCGAAGCGGGAUCUGAAGAAGAAUUCGAGAAUAUGCAGAACUUUAUAUCAGAACGGGCGCGUGCGACGAAAUUGGAGGAGCGAAUUCACGCCAUCUGGUAUUGCAUUCCGAUGGAUGAGCAUUGUCGAACAUUCCAGCGGUCAGAAGAGAAGUUCUUCCGGGAGUGCGACACCGGACACGUUCCUGUGGUCGUGGUGUUCACCAAAUUCGAGGCUCUGCGUCCCGUCGCAUUUGGAGAAAUCAAGAAGCAACUAAAAGGCGUAUCGGGAGAAGAGCGCUCAAAGAGGAUUGCCGAGCGCGUCGAGGAACUUUUAUUAAGACAGGAGUCUUGGAUCAGUUGCGCAACCCCGAAAACCGUGCGCAUCCCAAGGCCUAUGUACGCUUGCAGGUUGACAUUAGCAACCGUGCUAGGAAUAAACAAAACGGAUGCAAACUGCAACACUCUACUGGAACACACCACUUUCGCACUAGACAACGAAGAACUGCGGUUGUGCUUGGUGUCGACACAAAAUCAAACCUGGAACUUUGCAUCAAGUGUGCCAUCACUAUCUAGAACACUCGUUGAUCGUGCGCAUAAGCAAAUCGAUGAUAGAGGCUAUCAGCAUGAUAUUGCUAAGUGGUUUCCGCAUCUCAAACGGUAUCAUGUCUAUGAACAUGUCGAACAUGUCUAUUCCUCGACCCAUGCUCAUGAUCCCCAUCCCUCGCUGCUGCUCGCUUGUUCGCAGUAUUAUCGGGAAGAAGAAUAUUAUGAACUUUCUUCGAUCCAAGCUCAUGAUCGCUAUCCCUUGCUGCUGCUCGCCUGUUCACAGCGGAACGUGCCUCAUAAUGAUAAUCUCGAAAAAACCCAACGAAAUAAUAUUGUCCGCGUCCUUCAGCCCUUGGCUGUGAAGGGUUCACUGUUCACUUCUGCUGCGAACAGAAUAAUUCAGACUGGCAUCGCUACCAUUAUCAUCCUCGAGUACUCUGCGUUUCUCCCAAGCAAGGGCUGGGAUGGCUUGGAGCUCGUUGAGUCUGCUGUGAGCUACUACCUGCAAUCUCCCAUGGUUGCUGCAGUAGAGAAAGUAGCGAAAGAGAUUUGUCGUCAAGGCUACCACGGAGAGGAAUUGGGAAAGAAGGUUCUUGAGUUCAUCCUUGACAAUCGCUUGUGUAUGUCCCUCGUUGUGAGCCUCGAGGUCGAAGUUUACGAACAACUUGCAGCAAAGGACUUGACAGAAAAGAAGUAG
Molecule: messenger RNA, 1443 nt
Organism: Suillus fuscotomentosus
Lineage: Eukaryota; Fungi; Basidiomycota; Agaricomycetes; Boletales; Suillaceae
Exons: 40
Coding region: 1-1443 (480 amino acids)
Molecular function (GO): GTP binding
Source: RefSeq, a predicted model, not a curated record